AUGGCGCCAUCCUCAGGCUUUUCUGAGAACAAUUCACCCCGGUUGAUUGACUACAUUGUGUUUGUUGGACAAAAGUGCCCUAGUCGUAAUGGCAGAGCUAUUUCCCAACCUGAAUUACUGAGAGUUUAUCCUCCUCAGAACCAUCCUGACUUUGCACUUCCAACCGACAUAGUUUAUUUUUGUCAACCAGAAGGCUGUUAUAACACAUCGUCAAGGUCAUUUAUCCUGGACCCUCGUCAUUCAGGGGGUCGUCUACCCCAAAAUAUCAAAAUGGAAUUCUUCACAUUUAUGCUGACGGAUAAAGACUCGAAUUUAGCACGCUUUGGCGUGUGCUUGAACUUUCUCCGACCGAUUGGUCGUCGGAAAUCAAGUUAUACUGCUGACGUAGCUCGCCGACGCAUUGCCUCAUUCAAAAGUGCGCUUCAGCAUCCAGAGUUGAAGGUCGAAAACAAUCGACUACGUAGUUGCGACGACUUUUGGGAUUCAAGUUCUUCAUCAGCUUCUUCUGAGUUUGUCGGAAGUCAAACUAUUGACAAACCUGAGCGCCCUUAUACACACACUCUGACCUCAAUUUGCUUGGUGUCCCGUUAUCAAUUCUUCAAAAAGUUUGGAAGUUGCUUACGAUUCCUUUACGUUCUCAUACAAAAGCUGCAUGAAGGGUGCAAGCCACGGCGUUCGGGAAGACAAACGGUUUGGUCGGUUUUGACCGGUGCCAUUGAGUCACCGGCAUUACUAACUGUACGAAAAAGUGUAGAAGAAAUUGAUACAUGGAUUCUUCGGCUCUUAAGUGUACCUGCUCCGAUAGCUGGAAAAACUGCUGUAUAUGCUUACUUACAGCCACUAGAAUUCACUCCUCCACUAGUCUUUGCACUUCCGGAUGAAAACAGAUUCUCCUUGGCGGAUUAUUCUUUAUGCCUGCCCCUUCGAUUAUUGGGUGUCGAGAAAUUUCUCAAGGUUGUUUUGGAGUCCUCGCAUCACGAUCGAUUGACUACCUGUGUGAUGGCUUUUACAGCCCUCUGCUAUCCUCUGCAGUACCUUUUCGCAGUCAUUCCAUUGUUACCCUCUUCCCUGAAGGGUGCUGAACAGCUUCUGCAAGCUCCAUCUCCAUAUAUUAUUGGCUUACCGCGAAACUUUCGGGACUCACGUCUCUCCUUCCAUCUUCCCAAGGACGUCCUUCUCGUCGAUUUGGAUACACAAGAACUCUAUGGCCAAGGCGCCCAAGAUCCCAUACCAAAAUUACCUCAGAAUGAGGAAAAGAAGCUGAUUUCUCAGUUAAACAGGGUUCUGGAAAGACUAAAUGGACUCAAGGGAGGAUCGGUGGAGGAGAAGGAAAUGAGAAGUCCAAGUGAUCGCACUUCCAUCUCCGAUCUCAAUUCCUUCGAAUCGCCGUUUCACGAUCUCGAUGAGGAGUCACUAAAUCUGGCACUCCGCGUUGUUAUGGUCAUGUUCUUCAAAUCGCCGAACGUCUUGGGUGGAUUCAGAGAGUACACAAGAACGGUGCGUAUCUACCCUCGACCUGUGGUUGCAUUUCAGUACGAGCGGUUCAUGAAGUCACGACCUGAGCCUUCCCCCUUCACUGUUGUUCUUGCCAAAACACAGGCGGUGGAGUACUUUGCGGAGUGGAUUUUGAUCCCAGACAACCUGGUGUACCAAAAGCUGGACGAUGAAUCUCUGCUUCUAGUGGAAAUUGGAGACAAGGACAAAUGGUUCAGCGACACCCUCUACACAAUCCCCUUCCACCUGUGGACAGAGCGAUUCGACAGGGGGCUGUUGAGACCCGUGGUGGAGCUAUUCUUUUCCUCUACGCAACACAACAAUGUCUUACCUGAGUGGUCCGUCAACAAACAGUUGAUGAUCAAACCCUCUCCCUCUGCAAUCCUCUCUUCCACCUCGGGAGCUUGUGAAAUUAUCACAACAAGUGGUUCAGACACACCAACAGAUGUGAGCGCAAGCAAUGGUAAUAGUUCUGCGGAUACGGAUGCUGAACCAACUAGCGAUGUGGGAUCUGGGAAAGAGAUUUCCGACAAGCCUCAGAGAAGUGGUGGCAGAGAUAGAGAAGAAACGUUAUUCAGCUCUGUGACGCUCUCAACUCCAGAAAAUGUGGAGUGCAUGCAAUUUGGCAAGGAGUUGCCUUCAAAUUUGCGUGUCUACUACUCUCCUCCCACAUCCUUCGUCAUUCAUAACUCGAAUUCGCAGCCCUCUGCUACCACGCCUUCACUCUCACCUCAGUCUUCAAGAGCGGCAUCGAUGAUCAAUUUCUGUCUCAUACAGGAAUCUGACUCUUCACAGAUGAAGGUUAUUCCACAACUGUGGCACCUGUGGCACUCACAAAGUCGUCGCAAAGCAUGCCAGCUGGAAGAAGCUUUGUUGUAA
Molecule: messenger RNA, 2373 nt
Organism: Echinococcus granulosus
Lineage: Eukaryota; Metazoa; Platyhelminthes; Cestoda; Cyclophyllidea; Taeniidae
Product: MAP kinase-activating death domain protein
Exons: 12
Coding region: 1-2373 (790 amino acids)
Biological process (GO): regulation of apoptotic process; regulation of Rab protein signal transduction
Cellular component (GO): cytosol
Molecular function (GO): guanyl-nucleotide exchange factor activity
Source: RefSeq, a predicted model, not a curated record